CCGCCUUUUUUUCAACAGAAAGCGGCUCUCGCUCAAAGCCUUUAUUUUUCUCAGCCCGGGUUUAAUCUGCACCGACUGCCUGCGCCCAGACACCUGCCGCCCUGCGCCGGGGCGGCGGCCAGGCCCUGCCCCUGCCCCUGCCCUGCUUGGGGCCGCCUCACCGCCGCGGGGGCACCGGGCUUUGCCGGCGGAAGGCGAGGCCCGGCCGGCAGCGGCGCCGCGGUUCACGGGCCGCCCGGGCCUUUUGGGAGGCGGCAGCGGGGACGGCCCCCGCCUCGCUGCGCCCCUGCACGGCCGCGCAGCAGGGUGAAACUUUAUGGACAUGACCUCAGAUACAUGGAAAUUUUUCCCCUCUGGAAAACUUGGACAAAGAUAACUCCAGCUGAAUUCUGUCCUGAGUGGUAAAGCUCCACAAGUUGAUUGCAGGCUCAAGAUGUGGACAAAAUGGCUGGGAAAAGGGAUAAAUUUAGCUGUUUAUCAUGGCAAAAUGUGGGAAACAUGACAGCAAAAACCUUGUUUUCGUGUAAUAUUACAACAGCAUUUCUGUCUUUAAUUAUUGCAGAGAAAUGUGAAGCCUAUAGUGUGAUGUUGAGGCAAAGUCUUGUGCCUGAUGGGCAGCCUCUUGCUAUUAAAUGUUCACUGGAAAAGAGCUUGAAAAGUGGAGACUACAACUUAACGUGGUAUAAAGUUGGUAACCAGACAGCUGUGCCUAGAGACAAACUUUCUAGAAUUCAUCAGCAGAAGAAUUUAAUUUGGUUUCUUCCUGCAAUGUUAGAAGAUUCUGGAGAUUAUGAAUGUGUCAUAAGGAAUUUGACAAGCUGCAGGAAAAUGUUUACAAAAGUAACAGUUUUUGAGAGGAUGGAUGGUUUAUGCUUAAAUGAAAAAUUUGCUGUAGAGGAGGUGAUAUUCACAUUAUCAUCUGCAAAGGUUGUGUGUCCACACUUGGAUUAUUUCAGGAAUGGGAAGAAUAUGCAUCCUGUUCGCUGGUAUAAGGACUGCCAGCUGCUGGAAGGGCAGAGGUUUGCCUUCUCAAACAGUGAUCUUAUAAUUUUCAAUGUGACUGUACAUGAUCGAGGAAACUAUACAUGUGAAACAACAUACACCUACAAUGGAAAACAGUAUAACAUUUCACGAGACAUCAGUCUGAUUGUAGAAGUGAGCCCACCAAAAAAGCCCCCUGAAAUAUCCUAUCCAAGAAACAACUCCAUUGAAGUGGAACUUGGCUCACAGAUUACAGUGGAUUGCAAUACAACAGGUGCUGAUGGUUUUGAGGUGUUUUGGACAGGCAACGGUGUGUAUAUUGAUGUAUUUUAUAUGAGCAGAAUUUUUGCAAGUCCCUAUGAGGAGGAAACUUCUUAUGAUGGACGCCCUAUGCAUUCUGUGAAACUAAUAAUUUCAGAAGUGAAUAGUGAAGAUUAUGAACAACCGUUUGUCUGUCAAGCUUCAAAUGCCUUUGGGCAGGUUGCAUCCUACAUUAUGUUAAAACACAGAGUUCCUGAUAUACAAAGGCGGCUGAAUGGAGGGCUUGUCUCUUUGUUAAUUUUAGCAUUUAUUAGUUUAAUAAUCUACAAGAUUUUCAAGAUUGACUUCGUGCUUUGGUACCGUAACUCUGUCUGUGCCUUUGCAAGUAAGGAAGAUGGGAAAAUCUACGAUGCAUAUGUCCUGUACACAAAAAGCAGUGGAGGCAGAAGUUUCUGUGAUGUGGAAGUAUUUGUUCGUAGAAUACUCCCUGAUGUUUUAGAACAACAAUGUGGAUAUAAUCUCUUUAUAUUAGGAAGGGAUGAUUUACCAGGAGAAGCUUUGGUCAGUGUUGCAGAUGAAACCCUUAAGCAAAGCAGAAGACUGAUGAUUAUUCUGGGGUCAGAAACAUCAAGUUGCUCCCUGCUAGAAGACACCUCUGAACAACAACUAGCUAUGUAUAAUGCUCUCAUCCGUGAUGGGAUUCAGGUGAUUCUUAUAGAAAUGGAUGAAAUACAGGACUACAGAAGCAUGCCGGAAUCAGUCAGAUACAUUAAGCAAAAACAUGGAGCUAUCCAAUGGAAGGGGGACUUCUCAGAGAAAUCUUGUUCAGCAAAUACAAGAUUCUGGAAAAAUGUACGCUAUCAAAUGCCAUCCAGGAAAAAGGCAUCUUAUUCUGAAGUGUAUUUGUUGCCCCUAACUUUGAACAGUUCUGCAGCAAAGGGGAGCUAAGGUGCACUUAUUAAAAUAAUACAGAGAAGGUAAUUCUGAAAUGUGGGUUUUCUAACACAUAUUCUUUAUAUUACAAAGUAAAUGUUUUCUUCAGUGAGUAAAUCUAGGCAUCCCUUCCCCAAAUUGCAACCUAAAACAAAAACUCUAUGCAACUUUAUUUCUAUUCUGGGUUUUGGAUAGUGACACAAUUUGUUAUGUUAGUCUCACACAGAUACGAGAAUUAAAUGUUACUGAUGGUGAAGAAGCAGCUGUGAAGUCCACUUUUUAAAAUUGAAACUGCAGUUGAUAAAUUAAAAGUCUGUUUCCGUCGUCAGCA
Molecule: messenger RNA, 2506 nt
Organism: Tyto alba (common barn owl)
Lineage: Eukaryota; Metazoa; Chordata; Aves; Strigiformes; Tytonidae
Product: interleukin-1 receptor type 1
Exons: 12
Coding region: 445-2190 (581 amino acids)
Biological process (GO): regulation of inflammatory response; signal transduction
Molecular function (GO): interleukin-1, type I, activating receptor activity
Source: RefSeq, a predicted model, not a curated record